Molecule: messenger RNA, 2069 nt
Organism: Baudoinia panamericana UAMH 10762
Lineage: Eukaryota; Fungi; Ascomycota; Dothideomycetes; Mycosphaerellales; Teratosphaeriaceae
Exons: 8
Coding region: 40-1899 (619 amino acids)
Molecular function (GO): copper ion binding; oxidoreductase activity
Source: RefSeq, a predicted model, not a curated record
CUCUUCACUACGUCUGCAGCUUUUAUAUUUCUGCCUAGGAUGUCUGGAGUCGCAAAGGCUGUAACAGCUGCGCUGGCAGCACGUUCGACGCAGAAUUGGGGGUAUGUUGCAUCACGCAGUAACAACACUAUGUCCGUCCUUGGCACGCCACAAGCACCUCAUCUGCCUCCUUGGCUCACAGACAACCCCAUGCCGCAAGGCAAGCCAUGGGGCCCGAUGAACCAAUGGACAAACUACUAUACCACGACGCCGAACACUGGAGUUACCCGCUACUACGACUGGACUGUGUCGAAGAUUCCAUGUGCCCCAGAUGGUGUUGCGCUUGAACGCUUGGCUGUCAACAAUCAAGUUCCGGGACCUACCAUCGAAGCGAAUUGGGGCGACUGGUUUGAGAUCAAAGUAACGAACAAUCUCACGGACGAGGGUACGGCAAUCCACUGGCAUGGUAUGCUGCAGAAGGGUACUCCUUGGAUGGAUGGUGUGCCAGGAUUCACGCAAUGUCCCAUCGCUCCAGGUUCGACGUUCACAUAUCGCUUCCAAGCAGACUUGUACGGGACGUCGUGGUGGCACUCUCACUACUCCUCCCAGUAUGCGUCGGGGCUCGCCGGGCCUAUGGUAAUAUACGGACCGAACCAGACUUCCUACGACGCAGACCUAGGCCCAGUAAUGGUCUCUGACUGGUACCAUCAAUACUAUGAAGAGGUCAUAGACGCCUUAUUCGCGCCUCUACCAGCCCCCAAUAUUCCAAUGUCGGACAACAACCUCAUCAAUGGCAAGAACAGCUUUGACUGCUCGACUACCAGCCUGCCGUGCACACCCGAUGCGCCGCUAGCGAGCUUUAACUUCACCAGUGGGAAGUUGCACCGGAUACGAUUUAUCAAUCCUUCUGCCGCCGCUACUCAAAAGAUCACGAUCGACGGACAUUCAUUCACAGUCAUUGCUAACGAUUUCGUGGAGAUUGUUCCGUACGAGACCGACAUUCUCACCCUCGCCGUUGGCCAGCGCACCGACGUCAUCGUCAAAGCAACUGGCUCGCCAUCAGAUGCAGUAUGGAUGCGAGCAUACAAGCCGCCGUUAUGCUGGCCCAGCCAUGGUGGCAAUGAAGUGAAAGCAGCCAUCUUCUACGAAAACGCUGACCGUUCGCAAGCGCCAACAUCAUCUGCAGGCCCCAAUGCAUACAACACAUACUGCGGCAAUGAUCCUCUGGACAAGACUGUUCCGCUCAUGCCUGUUGCGGCCGGUGAGCCGUCAGUCACCGAAGUCUUACCGUUGGAGUUCAAGUCAAAUGGAACCAACCUGCUCUGGUACAUGGCGAAUCGUACAUUCAGGGUCAAUUACAAUGAUCCAAUACUAUUGGAGACAAAGCUUGGCAACCUGAACCUACCAUACAUCGAGAAUGUUCACAACUACGGCACGAACGCAAGCCUGCGGUUCAUCGUGGAGAACACUGGUCCGCAGCCUCAUCCAAUGCAUAUGCACGGUCACAACAUGUUUAUCCUGGCGGAAGGCAACUGCAGUAGCAACUCAACGGUCUUCGGCAAUGAUCAGGGUGCCUCGCAAGACGGCCACAUGAGCGUCGACAAACGCGCCGCUGGUCAGUACGGUAACUGUUGGGACGGUACAAUCACACGACCGGAGAAUCCUCAGCGGCGUGAUGUACACAUGCUGCUGCCAGGACAAUUCAUUGUUGUGCAAUGGAAUCAGGACAAUCCGGGGGCCUGGUCUCUUCACUGUCACAUCGCCUGGCAUUUAAGCGCCGGCUUCGUCUGGACUGUGAUUGAGCAGCCGGACUCUGUUAGGAACGAGAUGCAAGUUCCGAGCAUCAUGGCUCAAACAUGCCGUGACUGGUCGACAUGGACAGGCGAUCAUGUGGUGGCCCAGAUUGAUGAUGGUCUCUAAGCUAUUCGCAAAACCACUAUGAUGGCUGGAUCGAGACAACAAGCUCUAUUUUGAUGUACCACUAUGUACAACAGUACAACAGCCCCCACAGCUCAGCCUUGGACGACGCUAUGCUACUGUGUCUGGAUCCAGAUUGCUCGGUAUUUUCAUGAACAUGCACCACUUAGGGC